GGGACAAAGAACCGGACUUGGAUGCGUUUGGACGUCGUCGGAUUUUGGAAUUACGCAGCUGGACGCGCGGCUCCUCCGACGCAUAUCCAUGCAGAUGCAUCUAACUUCUCGUAGGAAGCUGAGGUUGGAUGUUUUGCUUUUUGAUGGCCGUGCCGACUCCUCCGUGAGGGUCAGAAGAUGAACGCCUCCUCCUGCUGUUCCCCCCCGGCCGUCAUGUUCCCGCAGGGCUCCGGGUUCCACCUGAACGGCAGCUGCAGGUUGCUGGUUCCGCUCUGCAACGGCACGGCGCUGCACGGCGCCCUGCAGCUGCCCACCUUCUCCGCGGCGGCCAAGGCCAGGGUGAUCAUCACCUUCAUCCUGUGCGGCAUCUCCACCUGCUGCAACCUGGCCGUGCUUGGCGCCGCCGUCGGACACCGCCGCAAGUCCCGUGUCCGAGUGCUGAUCAUCAACCUGACGGCGGCCGACCUCCUGGUGACCUUCAUCGUCAUGCCGGUGGACGCCGUGUGGAACAUGACGGUGCAGUGGCGGGCCGGGGACCUGGCCUGCAGGCUGCUCAUGUUCCUCAAGCUGCAGGCCAUGUACUCCUGCGCCUUCAUGACGGUGGUGAUCAGCCUGGACCGGCAGUCGGCCAUUCUCAACCCGCUGGGCAUCAGCACGGCUCCGCAGAGGAACAGGAUCAUGCUCACGGUGGCCUGGACCAUGAGCAUCGUGCUCUCCAUCCCUCAGGUGUUCAUCUUCCAUGCCGUGACCAUCACCUUCCCGGAGAACUUCACCCAGUGCACCACGAGGGGAAGCUUCAGCACCCACUGGCAGGAAACGGCCUACAACAUGUUCACCUUCUCCUGCCUCUUCCUGCUGCCGCUGGCCAUCAUGAUCAUCUGCUACACCCGCAUCUUCAUCCAGAUCUCCAGGAAGAUGACCAGGAAGAACUUUUCCUCCGAUGAGCCACAUCUCCGCUGCUCCAAGAACAACAUCCCCAAGGCGCGAAUGAGGACUCUGAAGAUGAGCAUCGUCAUCGUGAUCUGCUUCAUCGUGUGCUGGACUCCGUACUACCUGCUGGGUCUGUGGUACUGGUUCUGCCCCGACGACCUGGAGGGGAAGGUUUCCCACUCCCUCACUCACAUCCUGUUCAUCUUUGGGCUCUUCAACACCUGCCUGGACCCCGUCAUCUACGGGCUGUUCACCGUGCGCUUCCACCGGGGGCUGAGGAACUGCUACCGCAAAGCCACCUUCACGUCCGGCGCGGACGCCAAAGCGGCGCCGGCCGAGUCGCUGAAAGGUCCCUCGGUUGAUUUACCGUCCAAAGGCGGGACGGCGGCAAGAAAAAAAAGCCAUCUUCACACUGUGUACAGUACACAGUGAGAAAGUGCAAAAAAACACCUCAGCACAGAAAGCACAUGACAAAUUUACAUCAACUUCACAAAACUUAUAGCCAGGAAGGCGUUGAGAAUAGGGAGGUGUGGUUAUCAGCAAGUGUGUGUGUAGCGGUGAGUCCGUGAACUCGCUCAGAGCUGCUCCUCAGCCAAUGUCCUUGAUGUUAUCAGACGCUCGGUCAGUUCUGAAAACAGGUCCGCAGACGUUCUGGAGAGGGGAGGGUUAGUGGGGGCAGAGUCACCUUGUUUACAUUCCACCAGAGAGAUUGUGACUACAGCGAUCAGCCAAACCGCUCUGUCAAGGCCAGAUUAUAGAAUCAACAAUUGUAUUGAAAAGAAAACAGACAGACUCAGUAAUUUUCCGUCUGCCUUUAGUCUUUGGUUCCUCAAUGGCGACUCCAAACAGACGAAUUUGUUAUCAAUUCCCGCCAAGCCGAGCUUCCAACUUCUCCAAGGUAUUCUCCAUCUUGCCAAUGAGCUCAAAGACCGCCGCCAGCCUGCGAUUCUGUUCAAGAAUUUUGAUCCAGCUUGCGGCUUUGCUCCCCCAGCGUUAAAGUCUGAGUGUUAGUCGCCACGCUUAUCCCUUCAGUCACGUCCGGCAGCUCGGAGAGGGCCAAAGCAGCUGUCGACGACUUACGCAUUUGUCGAUAUACUAGGAAUCCCCCCACUCCAAUCAGGAGAAAUCCUGCUAUCAUAAAUCCAAUUAUGAAGGCAUCUUCAACGUCCUCUACAGACAGUAUCGCCAGGCACAACGGUUUCCAAUGUUUCCAGGAAUCCAUUGUGUAUCAAUUCCAUGAUUGUAGAGUUUCGGAGGAGUGAAAAGGAGAGACUCUGAAGACGAGACAGAACAAAAAGCAGUAGCAGGGCAGAUAGAUAAAGGAGAGGAGCAGAGAAGCGUCCGCCUUCGCCGAGAGCCGGAAGAGAGCUGGAAGAGAGCCGGAAGAUGUGUCUCCAGGCAGGUGUGUUUCCAGGUAUUUGUGUCUCCAGGCAGGUGUGUUUCCAGGCAGGUGUGUUUCCAUGCAAAUAUGUUUCCAGGCAGGUGUGUCUCCAGGCAGGUGUGUCUCCAGGCAGGUGUGUUUCCAGGCAGGUGUGUUUCCAGGCAGGUGUGUCUCCAGGCAGGUGUGUUUCCAGGCAGGUUUGUCUCCAGGCAGGUUUGUCUUCAGGCAGGUGUGUUUCCAUGCAGGUGUGUCUCCAGGCAGGUGUGUCUCCAGGCAGGUGUGUCUCCAGACAGGUGUGUCUCCAGGCAGGUGUGUUUCCAUGCAGGUGUGUUUCCAUGCAGGUGUGUUUCCAGGCAGGUUUGUCUCCAGGCAGGUGUGUUUCCAUGCAGGUGUGUCUCCAGACAGGUGUGUCUCCAGGCAGGUGUGUUUCCAUGCAGGUGUGUUUCCAUGCAGGUGUGUUUCCAUGCAGGUGUGUCUCCAGGCAGGUGUGUCUCCAGGCAGGUGUGUUUCCAGGUGUGUCUCAAGGCAGGUUUAUUAGCAAAUUAUUUCACUUUUUUUUAUUGAAUUUUGUUCAGCAAUGAUGAUGCCGUAAUAGGAUCAUGUUGGGAGGAAAAUAUGCCUGAAAUCAAAAUUAAAAUAGUAAUUUUAUGGGAAUGAAUCCAUAAUUAAGACAGAAAGUGUUACUCGAGAAAUAAAUAAUCAAAAUACUUUCAAUGAUGCUUCUUUUGAAGGUCCUUAUACUUAAACUCUGAUUUUAAACAUGCAAAACAUGAAGAAUUUCCAUAUUUGUGAAUCUAAUACUCAACAAGUUGGAGUAGAGUCUCAUUUUUUAACGUAUAUGAUCAUUUUAUCACGAUCAUCUAUACCAAAAAUAGGUUAUUUUAAAAUUUGUAACACUAUGACUUUGUUCUUGAAGUCUUGCCCCCCUUCAAGGUAUAAAGCAGUAGCUUCAUCAUCACUGUCCCACCUAACAUGCAUGUAAAAGUCUGUCAAUAGGAUAGUAAGCUGUUUCCACGUCUUUAUGUAAGUGAUGCUGUGUUUCUUACUCCAGGGUUUCAAUCCCUUUAUGAAACAUUUAAUGGGUUUUAAAUGGUGUAAUUAUUGUAUGUAUA
Messenger RNA from Cololabis saira (Pacific saury), 3423 nucleotides. RefSeq names its product putative gonadotropin-releasing hormone II receptor. The transcript has 4 exons. Gene Ontology annotation, cellular component: membrane. Lineage: Eukaryota; Metazoa; Chordata; Actinopteri; Beloniformes; Belonidae. The record is from RefSeq and is a predicted model, not a curated record. Gene Ontology annotation, molecular function: gonadotropin-releasing hormone receptor activity; peptide binding. Gene Ontology annotation, biological process: G protein-coupled receptor signaling pathway. Bases 178 to 1362 code for a protein of 394 amino acids.